AUCGAGGGACACAUCAAGAAUGGAACCAUUGUCCCCGUGGAAAUCACGUGCAAGCUGCUCGAGAAUGUUAGUGAUUACGAGUUAUUAUCACGUGAUUGCAUUGCUAUGAACGAACGUCCCCAAGCGAAAGGCUUCUUGGUGGAUGGUUUCCCGCGUAAUCAGGAUAAUUUCGAAGGGUGGAUGCGUGAGAUGGGCAACAAGGCGAAAGUGCAUUUUGUUCUCUACUUGUCGUGUCCGGAAGAUGUGUGCACGUAUCGUUGUCUGCAUCGUGGCCAAGGGCGUACGGAUGACAACGAAGAAUCAUUGAGAAAACGCAUUCAGACUUAUCAUAAUCAGACCCUGCCGAUUAUAAAUCACUACAAGGAGUUGGAUUUGGUCAGGGAAGUGUCAUCGGUGGAUCCGCCUGAUCAGGUUUAUAUUUUCAAAAAUUUCCUCUCUGACCUGAAAUUUCUAUCUUUUCCGCCUCAUAUUUUCUCAUGA
This is a messenger RNA of Anisakis simplex (herring worm), 480 nucleotides long. NCBI's taxonomy places the organism in Eukaryota, Metazoa, Nematoda, Chromadorea, Rhabditida, Anisakidae. The record is from the annotation of a GenBank genome assembly.